Molecule: messenger RNA, 4545 nt
Organism: Malus domestica (apple)
Lineage: Eukaryota; Viridiplantae; Streptophyta; Magnoliopsida; Rosales; Rosaceae
Product: protein SPA1-RELATED 2
Biological process (GO): photomorphogenesis; protein phosphorylation
Molecular function (GO): protein binding; ATP binding; protein kinase activity
Source: RefSeq, a predicted model, not a curated record
UUCAGAAAAUUUAGCAAAUUAAACUCCACAAUUUGCGAAAAAGAAAGAAAAUAAAAAAGCUCGAAAAUUAUCCGAAAUUAGGCAAGGCCAAAGAUAUUUGCUUUUCCAUUUCUGGCAAAAGAAAGUAGCAUUACUUUCACACUUUGGUUUCUAUCUUUUCACUUUAUUCUUCAGCUUUGGAUUUCUCCUUGGGGGUUUUGAGCUCGGCGAUUUCUUCCCCUUUUUGCCCAUCUGCUUCUUCCUGCUUCCGAGAAUUGAGUCGUCGGCGUUUCUUGGUUUCGCGUGGGAACUGCUUUUCUGCUUCAAUUCAGUUCAGAAUCACUGUAACUCUAUCAAAGCGUCAUCGUGAAGAUGUGGUUGCACGCAAUUGUUUUUGCCUUUUUGAUAGUCUUACGGUUUUGAUCACUUUUUGAGGAAUACUUUUAGGUACUUGAACGCGGUCUCUCACCAAACAAAUCCCCUUAUAGAGGGUUGUGAAGAGUUUUGUUGAAUGCAAUCAGUAUAGACAUCAUGGAGGAUGCAGUGGCUGAGGAAGUGAACCCAUUAGAUCCAGCAGAGGUUGCACAACUCCAAGGGAAAGAGAAUGACUACUCACUAAAAUCUGAAACCGGCAACCCAUUGGAAUGCCAAGAGAUGCGUAUACCAGUUGACGGUGAUUAUCCCUUAAGCUCGCAACAUGAGAUUUUAGAGAAAGUAGAUAUGGCUAGCUAUGUUAACAAAUUAGAACACCCAUAUAGUGGCCUAGGCUUUAUGAAUGAUGUUGGUUUCAUGGAGGAAGAGCUAACUCUGAGGAAUUACAAUAGUUCAAACCUAGCCAUGCUUGAUACAUCAAACAAUCAAGGAAGAAUGCAAUCUAGGCAGAACCCGCAACAACAUUUAUUUCAGCUAGCAAGUGGAUCAGGAAGUGGGAGUUCACAAGUCAAAACUGCAGUCAAGGAUAAUGGGAAGGCAAUUUCCGGUGGCUUGGAGAAUGAGGGGGCCACAUCUUUCCCUGGUUUUUGGAAUAAAAGGGAAUUAAGUGACAAUCACUAUGACGUUGUGGAAGAAUUGACAAACAUUGAAAAUACGGGGGCUUCAGCCAACACUUAUGCAGGUAUUCGGACAAAAAUCCUAUCUAGGCCAGGAUUUUCUGAGUUUUUUGUUAAAAGUACACUGAAGGGUAAGGGUGUCAUAUUGAAGGGUCCGAAUCAUGAGAAUGGUCACAUUGAAUCUAGAAACCUGAAUAGUUUGAAGGUGGCCGGUGAUUCUUUGGCAGCUUCUAAUCCAACAAUGAGUAUGAAUGCAAAUGUCGUUACGCCUUCUUCCAAUGGUGUGAAUGUCGGGCUUAGGGGUGGUGGCUCUAAUCAUGAUGAAAACAGUUUGAGAGAAUGGCUGAAUAUUGGACGUCCUAAAGCGAAUAAAGUUGAAUGCUUGUAUAUAUUUAGACAAAUAGUGGAUCUGGUGGAUAAUUUUCAUUCUAAAGGAGUUUCUUUGCCUGGAUUGCGACCUUCUUUCUUCAAGUUGUUACCUUCAAAUCAGGUUAAGUAUGUUUGCUUACCAGUCCGGAACGAGAUGCUUGAGAGUACGAGGGAUAGAGAUACAUCCCUUUUAGAAAAUAGUUCAAUCAAGAAAAAGCAAAAGAUAAGUCAGAACACUAGAUUGCACUGGCCCCAGUUCUCUAGCACUGCCUACUUCAUGCAUGAUAAUGUGAAUACCAGCCACAUCAACAUCGCUCGUUUGCAGAACAGAAGUGAUGCAUUUGAUGAACAUAAUCCAAGAACAAGGCAUGAGAUACGUACCAUAUCCACCAAUCCUCAUAUGGAUUAUGCAGCUCAGCGGUUUACUCCAAUAAGCGAGCUAUUGGAAGAGAAGUGGUAUAUUAGUCCUGAGGAACUCAGUGAAGGAAGUUGCACAAUUUUUUCAAAUAUCUACAGUCUGGGUGUUCUUCUUUUUGAGUUACUUGCUCAUUUUGACUCAAAUAGUGCCCUUGCUGCCGCAAUGUCCAAUCUGCGCCACAGAAUUCUUCCCCCAAAUUUCCUGUCAGAAAAUGGUAAGGAGGUUGGAUUUAUUAUGUGGCUUCUUCAUCCUGAACCAUCUUCACGCCCAACAACAAGGCAAAUUCUACAAUCUGAAGUAGUUAACAGGUUACAGGAGGUUUCUGUAAAAGAAUUGUCAUCUUCUGUGGAACAAGAGGGUGCAGAAUUGGAUUUAUUAUUGCAUUUCCUUACUUCUUUGAAAGAACAGAAGCAGAACCAUGCCGCAAAUUUGUUGGAAACCAUUGGGUUCAUAGAAGCAGAUGUUGAAGAAGUGGAGAGGAGGCACUCUCUAAGAAAACCCUUGAUUGAUCGUGGCUUGUACGAUGAAUCCAUCAGUGGAAGUAAAUAUAUGUUCGUGAGCAAAGAAGAUUCAAGGUCAGAGGUGCUUUCUCCAUUAUUUCCUGUUCCUAGUUCAAAUGAGUCGAGGUUGAUGAAAAACAUAGAUCAGUUUGAGAGUGCUUACUUCUCGAUGAGAUCAAGAAUUCAGAUUCCUGAGACUGAUUCUAGAGUAUGCAGAGAUAAAGAUUUAUUAAGAACUCGCAAUAAUUGGUAUGUGGGAACAAAGGAUGAAGACAAGGAGACAUGCACUGAUCGACUGGGAGCCAUCUUUGAUGGUUUGUGUAAAUAUUCGCGGUAUAGUAAGUUUGAGGUACGUGGCAUACUAAGAAAUGGAGAUUUCAGCAGUUCCUCUAAAGUAAUUUCUUCUAUGAGUUUUGAUCGGGAUGAAGACUAUUUUGCUACUGCUGGGGUUUCAAUGAAAAUUAAGAUUUUUGAGUUUAAUGCUUUCUUCAACAAUUCUGUUGAUAUUCAUUAUCCGGUGAUUGAGAUGUCAAACAAAUCAAGGAUCACAUGUGUUUGCUGGAACAACUACAUAAAAAACUAUCUGGCUUCAUCUGAUUAUGAUGGUGUAAUCAAGUUAUGGGAUGCCAGCACUGGUCAAGAGUUUGCUCAAUACACUGAGCAUGUAACGAGGGCUUGGUCUGUAGACUUUUCUCAAGUAUAUCCAACAAAAUUAGCCAGUGGAAGUGAUGAUGGUUCUGUAAAAUUGUGGAGCAUCAACGAGAAAAACUGUUUAGAUACCAUCAAGCACGCUGCAAAUGUAUGCUGUGUACAGUUCUCUGCUCACUCCUCUCAUUUGCUGGCCUUUGGGAGUGCGGACUACCACACCUACUGCUAUGAUCUUCGUAAUACUAAAAUUCCAUGGUGCGUACUGGAUGGGCAUAAGAAAGCUGUAAGCUUUGUGAAAUUUUUGGACUCGGAGACCCUUGUUUCUGCAUCCACUGACAGUACAUUAAAGCUAUGGGAUCUUAACAGAACCAGUACGAGUGAUCCGUCCACCGAUGCUUGCAGCCUAACCCUUGGUGGGCAUACUAAUGAGAAGAACUUUGUCGGGUUAUCCGUUUCAGAUGGUUACAUAGCAUGUGGUUCAGAAACGAAUGAGGUUUAUGCUUACUAUAGAUCUCUGCCUAUGCCGAUCACUUCACACAAGUUUGGCUCCAUUGAUCCUAUUUCUGGAAAGGAGACUGAUGAUUAUAGUGCACAAUGGGUUUCGAGUGUCUGCUGGAGAGGGAAAUCAGACAUGGUUGUCGCUGCCAAUUCAGACGGGUGUAUAAAAGUGUUGGAGAUUGUUUAAGAAAAAGGUAACCCCUUUGACAUCAAUCAGGAAGUCACUAUCCUUUUGAAACCUUGUUGAUGUUUUGUUAUUCCCCGAGUUUUCUUCUGGAGGCUGUUUAUAAAGUUGAAACUGUGAGUUCAUACAGAGAAGCCCUAGGAAGUAAGUUGGAAUGGAGUCAGAGACUAUGAAAUCUUAGCGCAUCUCGGGUUCUAGCCACAUCCUUGUUUGAUGGGGGCCAAACUGACUAAAUGAUUGAUGGUGUACGUUUUAGCUACAAAAUAUAUAGUAUCUGAAGGACAUCAGCUGGUUGUGAAAACACUUUGAAUCUUCAAAUCCGAAGAUUGACAUACCAGCACGAGAGCUGACAAACUUCAAACAGUGCCGUAUUGCGAUAUAUAAAGGAGACUUGAGGAUCGGUUUGUGAUACUCGGCUUCAAAAUUGUUAAACUGUGACCGAAUGUGAAAUCAGGGAAGCAGGUUGCAGAUGAAUAUAUACUCUUGGAGCAGGUUUGUCAAUCAUUUUCACACCAGCUAUCACAUAAUGUGGCGAGCCAAUUUGAUCGGAAUGUAUGUGCAGUACAACGCUCUUCUUCAUAUGGAGCCAUAUGACGCUGUUUGUUGAGAAAAACGUCCGGAAAGCAUUUGCAACACUUGCAACGAAGGCGAUCUCAGUUGAGUUGUUUUGAGUGUAUAGUGUAGAAAUUAUGGGUCAUCUGUUGUAAAUUCUCGGCAACUAGAUUUAUAGGACAACCCUGUUUUUGGGAGACCACAGAAUUUACUUUGUAUCUCAUAUGCGAUUGCGCAAUUAUAUCUUUUAUCUUUUGGGUGGAGCUUUGUCAAUUUAAUUUUAUCUUGCAUCUGUAACAUGCUGAAUUCUAACUUGAAUUAGAAGCCAAAAUUUACUUAAUUUGCCUC